Esox lucius (northern pike) is the source of this 5526-nucleotide messenger RNA. RefSeq names its product photoreceptor-specific nuclear receptor. NCBI's taxonomy places the organism in Eukaryota, Metazoa, Chordata, Actinopteri, Esociformes, Esocidae. The transcript has 8 exons. Gene Ontology annotation, biological process: positive regulation of transcription by RNA polymerase II; negative regulation of transcription by RNA polymerase II; cell differentiation. Gene Ontology annotation, molecular function: zinc ion binding; nuclear receptor activity; RNA polymerase II cis-regulatory region sequence-specific DNA binding. Bases 2836 to 4305 code for a protein of 489 amino acids. The record is from RefSeq and is a predicted model, not a curated record.
UUAUUAGAAAACCCUUUUGUGACUAUGUUAGCACUGCUGAAAACCGUUGUGCUGAUUAAAGAAUCAAUAAAACUGCUUCUUUAGAAUAUUUCAGUAUCUUUGGCAUCCGCGUUUGUGGUGGGUUCAAUAACAGGCUCAAAAUAGACAGAAACAAAUAACUUUUUGCCAUUUAGGUUAUUGUAAUGUUAGCCAACCUGAGGCUACUGUAAUGCUAGCCAACCUGAGACCAUAGAAAUGUUUGCCAACCUGAGACUAUUGUAAUGUUUGCCAACCUGAGGCUACUGUAAUGCUAGCCAACCUGAGACCAUAGAAAUGUUUGUCAACCUGAGACUAUUGUAAUGUUUGCCAACCUGAGACCAUAGAAAUGUUUGCCAACCUGAGACUAUUGUAAUGUUUGCCAACCUGAGGCUACUGUAAUGCUAGCCAACCUGAGACCAUAGAAAUGUUUGCCAACCUGAGACUAUUGUAAUUCUAGCCAACCUGAGACUACUGAAAUGUUAGCCAACCUUAGAUUAUUGUAAUGCUAGCCAACCUGAGACUAUUGUAAUUCUAGCCAACCUGAGACUAUUAAAAUGUUAGCCAAACUGAGGCUAUUGAAGUUUUAGUCAAACCUGCAACCAGUCCGCUAAACCAAUUCUCAAUAUCUGACACUGACCAUGUCUGAAUGACUAACUGGUCUAGUACUGUGCUCCAGUCUGAAUGACUAACUUGUCUAGUACUGUGCUCCAGUCUGAAUGACUAACUUGUCUAGUACUGUGCUCCAGUCUGAAUUAUUAACUUGUCUAGUACUGUGCUCCAGUCUACGCGAUUAACUGGUCUAGUACUGUGCUCCAGUUUGUACUACCUGAUGAAAAGAGAUAUCUAUCCAAAAUGUUGGGUGGUAAAAAUGUUAAGGGUCCCAGAGUCGGUCCAGGUUGAGAUUACCCAGUUCAGAGUUCAAAUGUCUUUGUCUGUCAACCAGACUUAAGCACCAUAAUCAGCAAGUCUAAACCAUUUCCACACUGCUUUGGACAGACAGAGACCCUCUGUUUGGGGCAGUAAGUGGCCCUUCAGAUUAAUAGUGAACUGGCUGGGAUUUCACACAAAGCAUCAGCCUUUUGGCUCACCUGGUCUGGCCAUCCAAUAAGGCGUCAUGACCAGAUCUCUGACACGGUAUUUUAGAAACACACAAUCUUAACUGGUCUAGCAAUUUCAUUACAUCAACCAUCCCAAAUCAACUCAGUAGCUUAACUAGACCCCCCACUUUCCUGAAAUACAACAAUUAGUAGACUGGUGUAGAGAGUAGACACAUGGCUGGUUUAAGCCCCCCCCCCCACCUCUCGGGGCCAUAUGUUGGCUGCUGCUCUUUAUUCCAACCCUAAUUACUGACCCUGUUUGAUUUACUGGUAAUUAGCUGCUGAAGUCACUGAUUUGCUGUUUUCUUUGAUUUGUGGUUUUAUCUUAUUAAGGACUUAAGACCAUGACUUGGACCAGUGAUGAAAGACAGGCGGGCAAAAGCAACAUGUGUUCAUUAUUCUGGGUAUUAUAGUCUUCAAAUGGUAAAGCAUAGUUGGAUCCUUGAAAAUCAUGUCAUUUGGAUUGAUGCUAUGUGCACUGAAAAAAAAUAUAAACGCAGCAUAUAAAAGUUUGGUCCCAUGUCUCAUGAGAUGAAAAGAUCACAGAAAUGUCCCAUAGGCACAAAAAUAUGCACCUGCUGGGGACAAUAAAAUGCCACUUUACUGUAAAAUGUGCAGUUUUGUUGGACAAUACAAUACCACAGAUGUCUUAGGUAUUGAGGGAGCCUUCAGUUGGCAGGUUAUCAGCUUGUUUGUUUAAGUAACUUCAGUUAGUUUGUUUCCGUAACUUAAGCUAGUUUGCCAGCAAGCGGCUGAAAAUGUCCUGCACCAAAGGGACUGUUCUCAGGAAAAGUCCCAGCAAUCUGUGGCUUGGCUUCUUAUCACAGACAGUGAUUUUGCUUCUUUGAAACAUUUUGCUGACAUGAUCACAUGAUUGAAGACAGAACUCAGGAGAAUUCAGCAGAACUCAGGAUCCUAACAUUAACAGCAGAUGCUUUUUCAUGAAACUAUAAUAGGCAGAACAUUUCACAGCUUUUACUGGGAGUACAAAGUAUCUCUGCAAGCAUAGUAAAACAAACAACAUAAAAACAAAUGUUUUGGCUUAGAGGUUAGGUUUAGUUUUAAGGGUCAUCGUGCUUGGGACAAUGGGAAUAAUGGGUUCCUCACAAGGAUGGUAAAAUUCAAAAUGUAUGUGGUUGAGUGAGCAGCUCUAAGUGGUGUGUGUGACUGAUUGACACCCCCUCCCUCGUAGUGGCAGAGCCAUCGGGAUGGACAGUAAAGAUUAAGAGGGUAACAAAGCAGCAUCUUGCUGAAACAGCAAAGACAAAAACGCUAAGCUCCUUGUCUUUCUCCGGAUUGAAGAUAGAGAUUCCCCGAGGAAGACUAGACCCACUCAGAGACACAGCAGAGCUUACUGGGUGACGUGAGGCUAAACGGCUUGUCUUAGUUUCCUCUGGGGGCAACCAGGAGAAACACAGCGUUCCGUCCAGAAAAGAGACCCAAGAAGAUAAACAUUCAUAGAGAAUCACAGACAAGCAGGUUUGGUCCAGUCGACGCAGAUGGACAGAAGAACAAUUGUAGGACUUCGUGCUCUUUAAAACUCUGGGGGAAUCUGCACCACACAGACGUCAAUACAGAGCUGGGAGGAACACCAAUACAACCUGGAAUCAAGACCUUAAACUGAAGAAGAUCUCGACCGACGCCUAGAAUAAAUAACUAACUCAGAAGGAAAUACAAAUCUGUUUUUGAACAGGAUCUGCCUGCCUGUCUUCAAUAGAGGAUGGAGGACCACUCAGUAUCUAAGAUCUUCAAGCAAUCAUUGUUCUACACCAGAGACUCUAUUCUGCAGUCGACCCACUCAAGGGACUCUAUUCUGCAGUCGACCCACUCCAGGGACUCUAUUUUGCCAUCUUCAGCCCCUGGGGACUCUUCUCUCCACAGGGACUCAUUGAGGGACCACAACCCAGACAACAGACAAGCAGCCACAAAGAAUAAAUCCAUGAAUCCAGGGCCCGGUAAAGCCAUGAAUCCAGGCAUGCUGUGUCGAGUGUGUGGAGACAGUAGCAGUGGAAAACAUUAUGGCAUCUACGUCUGCAACGGAUGCAGUGGCUUCUUCAAACGCAGUGUGAGGCGCCGGCUCAUCUACAGGUGUCAGGCUGGGAACAGCAGAUGUCCUGUAGACAAAACUCAUCGUAACCAAUGCCAGGCCUGCAGACUGAAGAGAUGCCUUCAUGCAGGCAUGAACAAGGAUGCUGUGCAGAAUGAACGUCAGCCCCGAAGCGCGGCCCAGGUACACCUGGAUACUGGCCGAGAACACCUGAUCACCAAAUGGGAGGCAACCUCCUCCAUCAUCCUGAGACCUCCCCUGAGUUCUGAGGCCACGCCUGCAACCACACCCCCACUAAGGCACACAGCCCCAACCAGACCCCCCAUUCCAGCCACGGUGAAGCCUCAGCCUCCUGCACUAACUGCCACACAGCGCUGCACCAGCCCCCAGAACAAUCAUGGCUUCAUGACCAACCUGACGACAGCUGAGACCUGUGCCAAGCUGGAGCCAGAGAAUGUGGAGGAAAAUAUUAACGUAACCAAUGAUGAUCCAGAAGGUAUAGUGAGAUCCCCGUCAGGCUAUGAGUCGUCUCCCUACCAUCACCAAUUCAGUGGAUCAGAGAGUGUCUACGAGAUGUCCGCCCGGCUACUCUUCAUGGCCGUCAAGUGGGCCAAGAACCUGCCUGUCUUCUCCUACCUCCCCUUCAGAGACCAGGUGAUCCUACUAGAAGAGGCUUGGAGUGAGCUGUUCCUGCUGUGUGCCAUCCAGUGGUCCCUCCCUCUGAACAGUUGUCCGCUGUUCUCCCAUCCCAGUCUGUCCACCCCUCAUCAGGGCAUAAAGACCACUACCCCUCCUACAGCUUCAGGUGUCCAGGCCCUGGAGGAGGUCUUCAACAGGUUCAAAGCCCUGUCUCUGGACCCCACUGAGUUUGCCUGUCUCAAGGCUGUCGUCCUCUUCAAACCAGAGGCUUGUGGUCUGAAGGACCCAGAGCAGGUAAAGAACCUUCAGGACCAGUCCCAGGUGAUGCUGGGUCAACACAUCCUCUCCCUUUACACCAGCCAGCCAACCAGGUUUGGAAGGCUUCUGUUGCUGCUGCCAUCGCUUCACCUCCUGUCCUCUGAGAGGGUUGAGCAGCUGUUCUUCCAGCAGACCAUUGGCAACACUCCCAUGGAGAAACUUCUUUGUGACAUGUUCAAAAACUAAACAUAUUGGAUCUGAUUCCUAAAUAUACACAAUUUAAUAUACUAGAAUACUUCUGACCAGGAACAAUAUCCAUCAAACCAUGCAAAGUAGUGCAGUCUCUCAUCAAAAAUAUCCAGACAGACUGAUGGUAGAGACACACUGACAUUAGAGAAAGAAUGACACUAGAGACAGAAUGACACUAGAGACAGAAUGACACUAGAGACAGAAUGACAAUAGAGACAGAUUGAUACAUACGUCACGCUCUUGGAAUGCCAUUCCCAAACAAGAUAAGCAUGAAGGACAAUGCACAUAGGCAGAGUAUCCAGCCCCCCUCACCUGACCCUCUGACUAUAAUCACCCAAUGCUUCCAGAAGUUGUCCUUGUCCCAAACGGGGAUGCAACAACUCCCAUCCCCCCUCUACCAUUAUGUUUUUAAACAUUUUCAGACCUCCACGAUUUUCUGCACAUUUUAUUGAUGAUUUUGUUGGACUGGUUAUCUCUAAAGGGUCUCAAUAUUUCCUCUGUCAUGGUUAAUAGCUCACUAUCCAUAUGAGUUAUAGAUCUACAAACAAUUGUGUUGUGUCUCUUUUAUCUCUCUUCUGCUAGGUACCUCUUCUUUUUUCCAAAUUCAAUACCAGAAUUUUAUUUCUAAAUUAAAUGCAUUAUUACAAUUACCUCUAUUACCUAAUUCACAUGAACAAUUUUUAAUAACUUCAAAUCCAGAUGGCAUACACCUCAAAAACCACUUAAAUUUUGUUCACCGACCUUCCUUGUCGAAACCACUCUUUUUUAAUAGCUCACUAUCCAUAAUAGUUAGAGAUCUACUAACAAGUGUGUUCCUUCACCUCUCUUCUGAAAGGUACACCUCUGAUAUUUUCCAAAUUCAUAAUCUUGAAUUUAUUUCAAAAUUACACGCAGUAUUACAACUCUUCUACCUGAUUCACAUUAACUAUUUUUAAUAGCUUCCAAUCCAGAUGACAUGGACCUCUAAAUACACUUGCAUUUUUUUCACUUACCUUCCUUGUCAACAGUACAUGCCUUAUAUUUUCCAUUUUCAAUCUCAAUGAUUUUACAGAAAUGUAUCUUUCUUAACAUCUAUUUUUCAACAGCUCACUAUCCAUAUGAGCUAGAGAUCUACAAAAAAGUGUGGGGUGUUCUUUUCCCUCUACUCUCAGUGGUACAACUUUUAAUUGUUAUUCCAAUAUUCAUGCAAUGUUUACAUUUUUAUUUUUGAACUGUGAC